Molecule: messenger RNA, 2364 nt
Organism: Klebsormidium nitens
Lineage: Eukaryota; Viridiplantae; Streptophyta; Klebsormidiophyceae; Klebsormidiales; Klebsormidiaceae
Source: the annotation of a GenBank genome assembly
CACGUGCAUCCAGGUCAACAACGCGUCGGCCUCUGCAGCCCCGAGGGCCAUUGAAUGCGGACAACGCUUCGAAAGUGAACAUCAUGCAUCAACUUCCAAGACUUGCAAUACCCACCCACUCAUUGACUGCAUUGUCUUUGUCAGAUUCUCAUGUGGUCCUUCCUCACGAGUUUGAGACCAUCCCCCUCGGUUUCAUAGCAUUUGAUAUGUAGCUUUUAAGUUUUUGUUUUGCGAGCUGCCUUUAAUCUCGGGCAACACAAGCUACACAACUCUACAUGCGAUGAACCUUGAAGGGUGCUGUCCAGCGGAAGGGCAGAAGUGACGGCAUCUGUUGCGUCUAAGUCAUGGCUUGCUGUGCGCCUGCGGCCAAUGGAAGCCAGCCCAAUGGGGCGUCGGAGCAGCAUACCGAAGUUGUAGCAAGGGGCCCUGGCUAUGCCACGCCCCUUGACGCGUUCAACAGCGGGGAGGUGGAGAAGCUGCUAUAUGUUGUAGCGGUGUACACGGGCACCGCCAUCAAGAAGCCCGACUACCUGGCCACGAUCGACGUGGACCCCGCUUCGCCCACGUAUUCCCAGAUCAUCCACCGUGCGCCGGUCCCGUUUGUUGGCGACGAGCUGCACCACACCGGCUGGAACGCGUGCAGCUCCUGCCACAACUUGCCCGGCGUUCAACGCAAGUACCUCGUCGCGGCGGGCGUGCUGUCUUCGCGCAUCUAUGCGUUCGACGUGCUAACCGACCCGCGGGCUCCCACGGUUGCCAAGAUCGUCGAGCCUGAGGAGAUUCAAAGGUUCGGCCUGGCGUUCCCUCACACGUCCCACUGCCUUGCGACCGGCGACGUGAUGAUCUCGUUCAUGGGCGACGUCGAGGGCAACUCGAAGGGCUCAGGAUUCUUGCUCCUCGACAGCAACUUCAAGCCCAAGGGGCGCUGGGAGGCGACAGAUAAGGACUCCCCGCCUUUCGGAUACGACUUCUGGUACCAGCCUCGUCACAACGUGCUGAUCAGCAGCUCAUGGGGCGCGCCCAAGGCCUUCACCAAGGGCUUCAACCCGGCCCACGUGGGCGAGGGCCUGUACGGACAGGAACUUUACGUGUACGACUGGACGCACCGGACGCUCAAGCAGAAGCUGGACCUCGGGGGAACGGGGCUCAUUCCGCUCGAGAUUCGCUUCUUGCACGAGCCCAACCGGUCCGAGGGCUACGUGGCAUCCGCUCUGAGCAGCACGCUUGUCCGCUUCUUCAAGAAGGAGGACGACACGUGGGACACCCAGGUGGCCGUUACUGUUCCGCCGAAGACGGUGGAGGGCUGGGCGCUGCCUCACAUGCCGGGCCUGAUCACUGACUACGUCAUCUCGCUGGACGACAAGUACGUCUACUUCAGCAACUGGCUGCACGGGGAUAUCCGCCAGUAUGACAUCAGCGACACGGCGAACCCCAAGCUAGUGGGCCAGGUGUUUGUUGGGGGGUCUAUUGCCAAGGGCGGGCCAGUCAAGGUGGUUGGGGAAGAGCAGCCCACCGUGCCAACCGUUAAGGGCCACACGCUGCGCGGUGGCCCGCAGAUGAUCCAGCUGAGCCUGGACGGGUCGCGGCUGUACGUCACCAACUCGCUUUUCAGCAGCUGGGACAACCAGUUCUACCCGGACCUCGUCUCGGGGGGUUCGCAUAUCCUCAAGAUCAACGUGGACAAGGAGAAGGGCGGGCUCACUAUCGACCCCGACUUCUUCGUCGAUUUUGGCACCGAGCCUGAGGGCCCCGCCCUGGCGCACGAAGUGAGAUACCCCGGGGGCGACUGCACCUCUGACAUCUGGACUUGAAGCUGCCCGGGACGCUAGAACCGGGUCUGCGGUUGAACAGGUCGUGCGCCCGACCAUAGGCUUCGCUUGGGGAAGCUCGGGUGGAGUUAAUGCAGUGCGCUAAAGUCGAAUGAAGCAGCAGUUGCGGGAAAAUCUUUGUCAAAACGUUUUAUAUGUACAGAGAAACUUAUAUAUAUGUAGAUUGCUAGUGCGUAGAUAAGGUUCGAGUCCGUUGUCAGAUCGGGAUCAGGAUGUGUAGCGCAGCGCCGAAGAGCCCAUAUGUCCUUUACAGUCGUUGACGAGACGCGUGCUGAGAGUGUCCUUACUGAGGUUGUCAAGUCCGGCCGCCGGGCCCGGCGGCUCUUAGAGCCCGGUCCCCAUCGCCGCUCUUUCAGAGUAGUACCGAGGGAGAAUGAGGCUGAGAACAAAAGCUUUGAGAAGGAUCCAUUUGAGUCACCUAGAAUACCGGUUUUGAAUCUUGUGGUUUAAUGCGACCUUAAGGUCAUCAUGAACGCAACCGUCGUGCACUGUUGAAGCCUCCAGUCGGAUCCUGUGCGCGAACGGUCACUCCCAU